This is a messenger RNA of Camelina sativa (false flax), 575 nucleotides long. The record is from RefSeq and is a predicted model, not a curated record. NCBI's taxonomy places the organism in Eukaryota, Viridiplantae, Streptophyta, Magnoliopsida, Brassicales, Brassicaceae.
AAAUACCAUUCUCCUCAGCAACUUCACACAUUUCGAAAGAGAAGAAUCUCACAAUAUCAAUCUAGAGAGACAGAGAGAGAGACCAAAAGAGAUCGGAAGAUAUGGCUUCUACCUCCGCGAUGUCAUUGGUCACGCCACUUAACCAGACCCGUUCAUCUCCUUUCCUCAAACCAUUGACUCUGAAACCAUCCAAGGCCUUGGUUGCACCUGGAGGCAGAGCACAGAGGCUCCAAGUUAAGGCGCUCAAGAUGGACAAAGCUUUGGCCGGAAUCUCUGCGGCUGCUCUCACUGCUUCCAUGGUUAUCCCGGAUGUGGCUGAAGCUGCUGGUUCUGGAAUCUCUCCUUCCCUCAAGAAUUUCUUGCUCAGUAUUGCUUCUGGUGGCCUCGUCCUCACCGUCAUCAUUGGUGUCGUCCUCGGCGUCUCCAACUUCGACCCUGUCAAGAGAACCUAAGCUUAACCUAUAUAUCUUUCUUACACCAUUGUAAUCUGUUCUCUUUCUCUGUGUAUUCGUUUGAUGUUGCAGCAAUGAACUUUUGUCAAAAGUAAAAUUUGUUGUUUCUUGAAUCCGAAUAAA